Messenger RNA from Scatophagus argus, 6241 nucleotides. Its product is annotated as bone morphogenetic protein receptor type-2-like. NCBI's taxonomy places the organism in Eukaryota, Metazoa, Chordata, Actinopteri, Scatophagidae. Gene Ontology annotation, biological process: cellular response to growth factor stimulus; BMP signaling pathway; protein phosphorylation. Gene Ontology annotation, molecular function: transforming growth factor beta receptor activity; ATP binding. The record is from RefSeq and is a predicted model, not a curated record. The transcript has 19 exons. The coding region runs from base 368 to 3856 and encodes 1162 amino acids. Gene Ontology annotation, cellular component: signaling receptor complex; plasma membrane.
AGGCUUUUAUUUUGACAGUGUGAUCCGGAAGCUGGAUGUGCCGGAGUCUGGAUGGACAGUCUGGAUGUGACCGCAGAGAGUCGAUACGCAGCUUCAUUUCUGCGGAUUUACUGAUUGAAGCCUACAGCUGGACUCGAUCCGAUCCUGAGGAGGAGAGUCCCGACUUGAUUGAACCGAACCGAACUGAGCCGAGCUUAGCCGAACCCGGAGCACAAACGGCGGCUUCAGGCGGCUUCACCUCCUUCUGCCGAGCCGGCCGGAGUCACCUCCCCAGGGAGGCGAUGCUUGGCGUGAUCUCCUUCGGGAGAAUCUAACCCAGGAUCAGUGAUGCUGGCCUGAGGACUCGAACCUGUGAGGUGGAUCCAACAUGGCUGCUGCGUGUGGAGCUUCAGUAACAGUGUGUCUGAGUGUCCUGCUGCUGCCUACUGUGACCGGUCUUCAGUUGGAGGACAUACAGUGCGCCUUCUCUGACCAGCUGCAGGGGGCGGAGCCUCACAGUGAACUAACCAAUGAGCAGCGUGGAGUGGUGCAAGAAAAUGGCACAGUUCGCUGCAGCCAUGGCUCCCGCUGCUAUGGAUUGUGGGAGAAGAGGCCAGAUGGCGAAAUACACCUGGUCAAGCAAGGUUGCUGGACUCAUGUUGGUGACCAGCAGGAGUGUCGUGGUCACCAUUGCCUGAUAGCAGCAACGCCCUCUCAGAACCAGAACAGCAGCUAUAGAUUCUGCUGCUGCAACCAAGACUUCUGCAACACCAACUUCACUGAGGCCCCACCCACCGACGACACCCCCGCUCUCAGGCUGGUGAAGACAGACGGUUGGGAAGGCAGACAGACAACUCACCCGCUGCUGCGACGGGAGGAGACAGCACUCAUCGCCCUGGUAACUGUUGCCGUAGCAGCCAUUGUCAUCAUAGCGUUGUUCCUAGGAUACCGCAUGAUAAGAGGGAAGAAAAAGAAACACAGUCUGUCUGCUGUGGAUGUGAUGGAGGCAGCAAAUGCAGAUGGCGCUCUUGACCUGGAUAAGCUGAAACUAAUGGAGUUGAUUGGUCGGGGUCGUUAUGGCACAGUGUUUCGUGGCUGUCUUAACGAGCGCUGCGUGGCAGUCAAACUCUUCAGCUCGGCCAACCGGCAGAACUACAUCAAUGAGCGCUCCAUCUACUGCCUGCCUCUGCUGCAGCCCCACGACAACAUUGCCCACUUCCUGACUGCAGAUGAGAGAACGACCGCCGAUGGACGACCAGAGUUCCUGAUCCUCAUGGAGUUCUAUCCACAUGGCAGCCUGUCUCAGUACCUGUCUGUCCACACAGUGGACUUUUCCACCUGCUGCAGGAUGACUCACGGUGUCACCAGAGGACUUGCCUUCCUGCACUCCGAACUGUACAGAGGAGACUGGUACAAACCAGCAGUGGCCCACAGAGAUGUGUCCAGCAGGAACGUUUUGGUCCGAGCUGAUCUGUCCUGCGUCCUCGCCGACUUCGGUCUGUCCAUGAGACUGACAGGGAGCCAUCCCUGUUGCCCUGGAGACAACGACACCAUGGCCAUAUCAGAGGUGGGGACGGUGAGGUACAUGGCUCCAGAGGUUCUGGGUGGAGCUGUGAACCUCAGGGACUGUGAGUCGGCAUUGAAGCAGGUAGACGUUUACGCUCUGGGUCUGCUCUACUGGGAGAGCUUCAGGAGGUGCUCACACCUGUUCCCAGGUGAAGCAGUACCAGAGUACCAGCUGGCUUUCCAGGUGGAGCUUGGGAAUCAUCCAAGCUUCGAGGAGAUGCAGAUCCUUGUCGCCAGAGAGAAAUUCAGACCCAGAUUCCCUGAAGCCUGGAAGGAUAACAGCCUGGCAUUGCGUUCUCUGAAGGAGACAAUGGAGGACUGCUGGGAUCAGGACGCUGAGGCUCGACUCACAGCUCAGUGUGCUGAAGAGAGACUGUCUGAACUGGCACUGCUGAGUCCACACACUGCAAUGCACAACCACAGGAACCUGUCUCACAGCUGUUCACCUCUUCAGGUUGGCCCUACCUUCUCCUACACUGAAGAUUUGGAGGGGGGCAUGGUGAAGAAUCUUCAGGCAGACAGCAACCCAGCAUCAGCCGUCAAGACAGCUAUGUGUGGAAUUAAAGGUGCUGAAAAGAACAGAAACUCCAUUAACUACGAGCGGCAGCAGGCACAGAGUCAGGCUCGCUCGUCUGGUUCAAACAACAGUGUGUCGACCAUCACUGCCCAGACAACUACCAGCGUUCUCUGCAGCAUUUCUGAACACACCAGUGGCGCUGUGCCCAGUGUCCCAGUGUGCCUGCAGCUCACAGAAGAAGACCUGGAGGCCACUAAACUUGACCCUAAGGAGGUUGACAAGAACUUGAGGGAAAGUUCUGGCGAAAACUUGAUAGAACUUUCACAGAAACAGUUUGGUUCGACAGAGCACCAAACUACUAACCUGCUGUACCAUCAUAUACUACAACCUACUGAGGGGAGUAAUUUGGUGUUGAGUCCUCACGGUGAACUGGGAGCUGUUGGUGUGGUUGAUAAUCCUCCCUCCUCCUCUGUCCUCCUCCUCCCUAAACAGCCAAACCUGCACCAGAGGCCCACCAGCCUCCACCUUCUCCCCAAAACCAAGGAAUCCACCUCAGCCUCUUCUCAACUUAAGCUGGGAAAGCUCAAGUCAAACCAUAGACAGGUGGAAACUGGUGUUGCCAAAAUGAACACAGUAACAGUCGCCACAGCUGUAGAGCCCCACCUGAUAACCACAGUGAAUAACACCAGCAUCAAAGGCAGUGUUACAACUGGGAACCACAUCCACCCAAUAAUGGUGGUGGCUCAUGGUUACAGUGCUGGUGUCCCCACACUGGUGAUGAAUGGUAUUGUAGGCGGAGGCAGAACCAAUCCUGCGGGGCCCCAGCUAGAGGAAGAGGAUAAACUGAAGAGAGAGAUGAUCAGUGGAGAGGACAACUGUAUCAACCUACUUAACCCCAGCCCUGAUGAACAUGAACCACUGCUGAGAAACGAGCAGCUGCCUGCCGAAAGCACACCCAUUUCUCCUUCUCCACACCAUCAUCAUCUUAAGUCACAACCUUUAAACAUCCUGUCGGGGCAAAGCUCAAACUCCAACAACAACAACAACAGAGUAUCGUUGGGAUCAGAUGCAAAGAUCCAGGGUUUGAAGGUUGACCCUGAAAGGAUGAAUGGUUCAGAGGUCAGUUGUGGAGGCAGCAUUAACAAUAUUACAUCUGAGUCAUGCCUGGCAAGUCAGCAGAUCAGUGGAUCCCCUUCUCAGUCUCUAAAAGCCUCAGACCCACAAGCUCCAGUCCUAGAAGCUUCAGUGGUGAAUCAAAAAUCUCCACCUUUAAAGGUUGAAGCCUCAGAAAAUGAAACUCCAAAAACUUCAGCUCUGGAAUCACGAGAUUCAGAAACCACAGAUCUUGCUGAAGGUCCAGCCUUAGAUCUCAAAAUUCCAGGUCUGUUGCAGCCCCAGAUGGGACCAGCCAAAGCCAAGAGGCCUGAGCGUCCUUGUUCCCUUGACUUGUCAUCAUCCGGUAUCUCCUCAGAUUAUGUUGCUCUGACGGAGAAUGACACACUGAGUGCUCCAGGGGAAAAAAUAAAACGUCGUGUCAAGACUCCAUACACCCUGAAAAAAUGGCGCCCAGCCUCAUGGGUUGUUUCUACGGACACAGCUCUUGACCCGGACUUUGACUUCAACAACAGUGGUAGUAGCAGCAGUCAGACCCAUUUCUCUUUUGGUCUUCAUAGAGCAGGAAGCAUUGGCAUUCCCAAAAUCAAUCAGUCCAAAUCCAGCAUGGCUGUCUUUUUGGUCGGAGGUGGAGCCACGGCGACCACAACCUCUGAGCCCGAUGGAAUGACCUGCUUCUGAAGUUGUUUUUUCCACUGCCAUAGAAGAGCAGAUUCAUGUAUAACUUUUUUUGUCUUCCUUCUCUUUAGUUGUGGAAAAUGAGAAUUGUUGUCUGCUGCACAGUUUAGCCUUCCCAGCACAGGAAACAGCCCUCAAUAAACAUUUAAAAGUUCUUGACUUGUGAUAUCCAACAGAUCAAAAGAGUAAUUUGUGAAAUUUUAAAACAGAGAGUUGGAGUGUAGUUUUCUUGUCAAAUCUGCACAUUCUUGAUUGAGUCAGACACUGAAAGAUUAUUGUUGACUGGCCAAGUCCUGUGACAGUUUGACCUUUGACUUUCAGUUUUGUGCGCAUGCUCAUGAUGUCCAAAAACAUAUGUAUGUUUAUGACAAGUGUGGGGAUUCCCUAACUUGUAGAUGAUUAGCUCCUGUUGUGACUAAUCUUGUGGCUAGUGGAUGUGGGACUUGACUUUAAAACAUCCUUAAGUCAAUUGUGAGGUUAAAGAAAAUCAUUUCAGGGAGCUAUUUGGGCUCCCAUUUUGACUCAACUUGUGGUUGUAGAGGUGACUAGUAAGAGUGACCAGAAAAAAUUUAGUCAAGUCAGUUGUAAAGUUAUUUUUUAAACUACUUUAAAUAAAGUUAGUAUUAAUUUAGAGAACUCGCACAUGAAGGAGACAAUUAAACUAGAAACAGUGUCAUUUGUCUGAAAAAUUCUUUGUGGUUUUUGUGUAUUUGUACUUUUAUAUGAUUUGAAGAGGUGUUUCUGCCUUGAGCCUUUACCCUAGCUAUGCAGUCAGCUCAUGAUGCCUCCUCCAGAUGAUAAUGUGUUUGGCUCAGAUUUAUGAACAGACUGACAAUAUUACUGUUAGAGGAUUUUUUAUUCUUCUAAUUUCCACUUCAUUUUAUGAUGUAGUCUCAACUGCCUUGUGAGGUCUGCUGUGACCACCAUGUUAGGGUUGGAAGGAUAGAGGAAGUUGAAAAGGAACAUUUGGACAGAGAAGAAGAAACGGAGAUAUAAGCCACGUUCCUGCUGAGCUCAUCAAACCAUCAGCCUUGUCGCCUGUGUAACCUCGGCCACACACAACUUCCUCAGGUACCUUUACAACAGUGAUGAAAGAAAUUUUGCUCCCAUUAAUCUGCAGUCACUUUGUUAUAUUUGUUUUGUAAAUUCAGCCUGCUUUUCCCCUCCACUAGGUUGUAGAUGCUGAAAAUGAGUAAAUCCAAGCAAGUUAUGACCUGUGUAUGAGACAUGCUAUUUGAAAAGUGAAUAAUUGCAAUAUUUUUGUUCUUAUUUACAAAGUCUAAGCAUUCAGCCAUAGUAGCUGUAGUAGGUCAUGUUUUUCAUGUCAGAGUUUGGUGCGCUAAUUUUUAAACAAAAGAAACGGGAGAUGUUGGUGAGAUAAUGAAUCAGAACUAAAUAAACUAAUUUCUGUCACUGUCUUUAUUUGUGCCACAUCUGUAAAAGCUUCUUUAAGUGUGCGACUAGAAUAAGUUGACUUAUUAACAUUCAGUUGGCCCAAGCCUUAAGCACUUUAGUUGUUCUUGUUUUGUUGUUGUCCUAAAUUUAAAAUUCACAUUCCCGCAAAUCAGCAUUAAAAAUAAAAGUGUAGUUUUCCUGUUCUAUACCUAAUCCAUCCACAAUGUCAACAACAUCAUAAAUAUCAUCAUACUGAUCUUAUAUUGGAUUUUAAGAUUGCUUCUAAAAUAUAUUUCUGUUUGUAUUUCUGUUAUUUUUGUAUUUUAUACUGUUUUUACCGUUUAUAGAUAUGCCAAUGUGCACAUAUGGAUGUGCCCUGAGAAAUGCUUGUUUUACAUGAAGUUUGUGAAGGUGCCAUGUGUAAUCUAGCCUGUACAAACUACUAGUAGUUGGUACUAGUAUACUAGUACCAACAUGCUAUCUGGCUUCUGGAACCAAGCAUGAAUCCAGUAAAUAUGUGAAUAUUAUUCAAUCGAUUUUGAUUAUUUCCCACACACAGAAUUUAACCCUGGUUGUUAGCUAUCUUUGGUUUAGAUAGUCAUGGUUUAGAUAGCUCUGGUGUCUCAGCCCUUUAAAGUCAUUUACUGUGGAUAAUUGCUGUCAUGUGUAUCUCUGUGUCAUCUAAUACUGCAUUUAGUCUCUUGCAUGAAAUAUCACACCACUAAAAUGUUACAUUAUUUCUGAUGUCUUUUUAUCUAUCAGAAGCUCAUAAACUAUAGAUCAGUUUCUUUUUUUACUCUGCCUGAUGAUAUCCAAGUUAUUUUUGACAGUACAGAUGCAGUAUGGAUGCAGGAUGGACAGUCUCUGCUACAGCCAGUGUUGUAUAUUGUAGAUAAAACACAUAUUUAAUAUAUAACUCAAAUUGAACUGCUGUACCCUUCUGGUUCUUCCCCUGUCUGUUGUCUUGAAUAUAUUGUCUAUUUUUUUUUGGUU